Hypoxylon trugodes is the source of this 2556-nucleotide messenger RNA. Its product is annotated as Not1 N-terminal domain, CCR4-Not complex component-domain-containing protein. Gene Ontology annotation, biological process: regulation of DNA-templated transcription; nuclear-transcribed mRNA poly(A) tail shortening. Gene Ontology annotation, cellular component: CCR4-NOT core complex; P-body; nucleus. Bases 212 to 2101 code for a protein of 629 amino acids. The record is from RefSeq and is a predicted model, not a curated record. The transcript has 3 exons. NCBI's taxonomy places the organism in Eukaryota, Fungi, Ascomycota, Sordariomycetes, Xylariales, Hypoxylaceae.
CGGCCAACAAAAACGACGCUAUCUAGGUUUCACGUCACGUAGGCGUUUACGACGACCUGAUUUCUACCUGCGCCAACCUCAUCCCGACAUCCCAUCCUCCUCAUUCGACGAUUCCACGUUUACCAUACUACGAAAUCCGAUAUAAACACGUCGACCGCAUAAUACACCUUCCUAAUUCACCGGGGACCGUUCCUCGACCCACACCGACAUCAUGGCCGCAAGAAAAUUGCAACAAGAAAUCGAUAAAUGCUUCAAGAAGGUCGCAGAAGGCGUGGCAGAAUUUGAUGGCAUCUAUGAGAAGAUUGAACAAUCAAAUAACCCCGCCCAGAAAGAAAAAUUGGAAGACAACUUGAAGCGCGAGAUCAAGAAGCUACAAAGGUUACGCGACCAGAUCAAGACAUGGGCCGCCAGCAAUGACAUCAAGGAUAAAGCUCCGUUGCUUGAGCAUCGGAAGCUAAUAGAGACGCAAAUGGAACGGUUUAAGGCCGUAGAAAAAGCUAUGAAGACCAAGGCAUACUCGAAAGAGGGCUUGUCAGCAGCUGCCAAGUUAGAUCCUAAAGAGCAAGCCAAGGUGGAAGCUAGCGAAUUCCUUAGCAGUAUGGUCGAUGAACUUGAGCAACAAAUCGAAGCUCUCGAAGCCGAAGGCGAAUCAAUACAAGCUACCAUGAAGAAAGGCAAGAACCAAGCCUCUAAAGUGGAUCGCAUGGCGACAAUCGAAAACAUAAUCGAGAGGCAUAAGUGGCAUCAAGGGAAACUUGAGCUUAUUCGGCGGUCACUCGAUAAUGGAGGUGUCGAAACGGAACAAGUGACUGACCUAGAGGAGAGCAUCCGCUAUUACGUCACAGAUGGCAUGACCGACGAUUUUAUUGAAGACGAUGGACUCUACGAUGAACUCAACCUACAAGAAGAGGAGGAUGUCUAUGGCAUGGGUCAAGAAAACGACAGGGUGUCGUCGCAAGAUACUCAGUCUAUACAAGACGAUGUCGCCGAGCCAGAUUCGCGAUCUGGCAGUUUACCUGGCAAAUCGAGAAGUGCUGUCGAAGCUGCUGCAGCCGCUGGACGGCGACCUUCCACUCAGAUGAAGUCUCCUCUCCCUACGUUAGCAACACUACAUGCCCCCUUGGCGAAUGUCACUAAUGGUAGUACCGCUAAUGCUUCCAUGAAACCCGCAUCAUUACCGACGAGGCCAGCUGGAGAGGGUUUGAAGUAUGCAUCGGCUGCGGCUGCAGCUGCUGCGAGCGAUAAGAACAAUGUUGGUAUUGCGCCGCUUCCGCCACCACCAGGAUCGCAACCAAUAUCUAUGACGGGCAUAUCGCCUUUACCUCCGGCUGCACCUUCAAGGACGAGCGCGGCAAACUCGCCAAAUACAGCAUUCUUACAACCUGCUCCACCGGAACAGAGAUCAGUGAACUUAUCUAUUCCAACACCUGCACCUGAACCCAAGGUAUUUGAGCCAAUCACGGCUCCCGUGUCGAAGAAAGAAAAAGCUUCCUCAAAAGCUGCAGGCAAAGCGCCGGCGACCGAUCGCGCAGAGUCCUCGAAAGCCUCUCAACCGAACGGCGUCUCGAAUGGCAUUAAGCCCAUCGAGGAAGAAAAGGAAGAAGAGUCAAUAUAUCAUCUUCCCGCUUCCUUACAGGAUUUAGUAGAGUCUUUCGAGGUGACCAAGAAGCGCUCAUUGCCGGUAAAUAGCCCAUCUCAUCUACGCAUGAUGGCAGCUUCGCAGGCGAAUUUAAACCUAUUCGAUACGUUCGAUUCGGAGCCACCUAGGGUGUACAGACCGGAUUCUCGAUACCCAUCGGCAUCAGGUUAUCCGCAGGAGCCGUUACCUAUAUUUGAGGACCCUCGGUUAUACUCGCGGAUAGAACCUGAUACGCUAUUCUAUGUAUUUUACUACAAGCAGGGCACGUACCAACAGUACCUCGCUGCGAAAGCGCUGAAGGACCAAAGCUGGAGGUUCCACAAGCAAUAUCAAACUUGGUUCCAACGACAUGAGGAACCCAAGAGCAUAACGGAGGAAUUCGAACAAGGGACUUACCGCUUCUUCGAUUACGAAUCCACAUGGUAUGUGCAUUUUAUUAUGCCCGUGAAUGGUGUCAUGUGACUAGUUUCGCAUUCUAUCCUAUUCACUCUUCCAUUAAGGAUUACCAUAUACAAGAAAGGAACAAUAGCUAAACAAUUCCAGGAUGAACCGAAGGAAAGCGGACUUCAAGUUCGCCUACCGAUUCCUUGAGGAUGACGUAUAAAGUCUCUACUUUACUCCAUCAGAGGAGUAUGCUCUUGCUAGGAAUCUUUUCCUAGGGGUUUGAUGGGUUUGGCGGGGGGAAACGGUGUUCUUCGUGUUUUUUUAUUUCUCCCCCCAAUCUUAGGCCUCCCAGGGCUUCACGCUGUGUAUGCAAUAUAAUCAUCCCAUCAUCCAUCACUCGUCCAAUUCGUCCGCGCGAGACGUUCUAUUGUUGCUAGUUAAGGGGUUGAGGGGAAGGAGCGUCAGGGCGCUUGAUAUGGCGGUCGACUACUUACCUUUGUCCCAAUAGUUAUAAGGAAAUACAUACAAGACCG